Messenger RNA from Zerene cesonia (dogface butterfly), 2247 nucleotides. RefSeq lists its product as uncharacterized. The record is from RefSeq and is a predicted model, not a curated record. The coding region runs from base 133 to 534 and encodes 133 amino acids. The transcript has 2 exons. Lineage: Eukaryota; Metazoa; Arthropoda; Insecta; Lepidoptera; Pieridae.
AUAAAAGCAGUCUCGGUGUAACUUCGCGUUUGGCUCUCGGACAGAUCGCACGUACCCACGCGCGACAUUCGAAUUUCAAUUGACAUUGUUUUUUAUCUGUGUUUGUGAUUCCAUCAACUGUGAUAAUCAAACAUGUGUGAGAAGCGUACCAGAAAGUUUAAAAAAGGUUCCAACAUAACCCGUCUGCGAGAAGCUCGGCGUCUGCAACGACUCCAAUGGCUUGCCACUCCAAUCAUACACGAGGAGGUAUCCCCGCCGAUUGUCACUCAGUCGACACCAGAGAAGGUCGCUCAGAACCGUCUAAUCUUAGACCUUGCAUGGAAGACUCUCGCUUUGAUGCACAAGAAUCGUCUCAUUCAAGAGAAAAUUGUCGCUCUGCAGAGAGAAACAUCCGAAUUUGUAUCCGCUAUCAUGAGCAACCCUGAAAAUAAGAAACGGUACUUAGAAUAUGUACGUCUGUACAACGCGGGACAGCUGCCUGACCUGAAGAAGGAGCUUGAGGCCAAAACCCGCGUGAAAACAAAACCGGAGUAAAUCCUACAUCCAUUUAAUGACGUGAUUGGCGAAUGGGUGAUUUUCUUUUAUUUGCAUGUGAUAUUAUUUUUCCUUCCUAAUGGAUCGCACUGUUUUAAGUAUUGUUUGAAUGAUUAAUUUAUAAUUAUUACUUAUUUAGAAAUAAUGAAGGUAACAUGUUACAAUCUCUGAAACUGUUUAUUUAUUGUAGUACUUAUUAACACAUACUUACCAAAUACUAAGUAUGUAAAAUGUACUUGUAGAAUAUAUUUUGUAGUUUUCUCAUAACCAGCAAUAAUGUUUAAAUGCAGUGUCUUAUUCAAAGAAGUUGUGGCUACUUUAAGAAUCUUUCUUGUUAUGAAUUAUAAUGAGGUUGUAAUGUAAGAGGCUGUUAGUGUUUAUAUAUCUUCGUACCCUUAAUUAUACAAUUAUUAAACUUAUUUCUUGAAUGUUCUUAGCUAUUAUAUAAUUAGAUGGAUAAAUUUAUAAAAUUUUAUCAACAUCUAAAUAAUUGUAACUAUUCAGUUUUAUUCUUUUAGUUCAAAAUUAUAAUAUUAUGAUAGAAAAGAUGUUGAUGCGAAAAAUUAUAUUGUCCUAAUUAUAUAGUCAGAAAUUGUAACAGGUUGAUGUAAUUUAGAGUGGUACGAAGUAAAACUCUUGAAAUACUCUUAGGUUAUAAAUAAAGAGGGAAAAUGCUUAUGUAGAAUGCCCUCUUUAAAAGUAUUGUUAUUUGUUUUUAUAUGAAAUUAGUUAUUACUUCUUAUAUGUAUAUUAAUUAUCUAAAUUUGGAAAUCGUAAAAAAAUUGUACAGCAAAUAUUUCCCUAUUUUUUUUAAUCUAAAUAAAUAUGUACUGAUAAUAAAAAAAAAAUAUAACCUCUUCAAAGUUCUGGAAUCAUGAAUUAUUUGCUCUUUACGUUGUUAAUGGUGGACUAUUAAAUUUUGAUAGCCGCUUGAAUAGACAAGAAAGUUCUCCUGGUAUAAAUUGCAUUUAAUAGUAUUUACUUAGUUCGAAAAGCACAGAUCUACCAAAUACUGUGUUCAUUUUAUUGCUUCUAUGUAGGUAGUUUUAUAAAUUAUCACAAAGUUUAAUUUUAAGUAUAAAAGUUGUCAUAAAGACACGUUUAGCGCGAAGCGUCAUUAUUUAAGUACAAAUGCUACUUCAAUUUUUUUUCGAAGUGAAGCUCGAUCUAGAGUCAAAUGUUUUUCCUUGAAUUGUAAAGACUGCAAAAUUUCCUUUAACGUAUAAAGUACUUAUAUAAUUUUUGAAUUUGAUCAUCCCAUGAAAAGUAUUAUAAAUUAUGAAUGUAAAUAUUAAAGCACAACGCUUGAUAUUUAAAGGAAUACAGACCGUUUUUGUAGAUAUUCAAAAGGUUUAAAAUUGGCUACCUUCUGCGUAUGUAAACGACUCAACAAAUAAUGUUCGUUACUUGUGUAUUUUAAUACGCCAAGAAAAUUAUUUUAAAACCUAUGUAGUGUCUAAUUAAACUGGUUCUUUAUCUUAGAACGUCUCUCAAUAUGCAUGGCUGCGAAAAGCCUGAAAGAAUAAUUUGUAAUGAUUGACUUAUUUGCAUUAUUUAUCUGUGUGCGUGUGUACUACACCUAAGGCACCAAUGUACUAUACCCACUUCAAAGAUCUGUUUACGCUUAUAAUGGUAACGCGUUAUACAUGUAUUACCUGUGUCUUUGCUUAUAGCUUACGAGAAAUUUUUGAAUAAACUAGUCUUGAAUGAUAA